CCCGCGCUCGUGUCUUCCGCUGCCGCCCGAGACGAACGCGAGCCACUCGCUCCCAAAUCCGCAAGGCUUGGCUGGCUGGCUCCCCGCGGCCUCGCCGUCCGGCCAUGCUCGCGGCGGCCGUCGCGUCGAGCUCCGGCCCCUCCGCCGCUUCAUCCUCCUCCUUCUCCUCCUUUGCUCCGAACCCGACAGCGCGAGACCCGCUUAGGAGGAGGCGCACUCCUGCUCCACUUCAGCUUGGGCCAGCCGCCACUAACUGUAACCGCCAAGUGCGCGGCCGCACCGCGACCAGUCUCCGGCCUCGCGACCAGUUCGUGAACCCUCCUGCUCUUCGGACCCGAUUCGCGGCGGCGGCGGGAGCGGAAGCGGAAGAGAUGGCCGCGGAGGGGAGUGCUGCGGCGACGGAGGCCAAGCCCUUCGCCGUCCUCUUCGUCUGCCUCGGGAACAUCUGUAGGAGCCCUGCAGCUGAGGCGGUCUUCCGGAACCUUGUAAGCAAGCGUGGGCUGGAUUCCAAGUUUCACAUAGACUCUGCCGGUACCAUCGGUUAUCAUGAGGGUAAUAAGGCAGACUCAAGGAUGACAUCAGCUUCCAAGAAGCGGGGCAUUGAGGUGACCUCAAUAUCCAGGCCAAUUAAACCCUCAGACUUCCGAGAUUUCGAUCUUAUCCUUGCAAUGGACAAGCAGAAUUAUGAAGAUAUAUUGAGUUCAUUUGAGAGAUGGCAACACAAGGAGCCCCUCCCAGACAGUGGACCCAAGAAGGUUAAGCUGAUGUGCUCCUAUUGCAAGCGACACACUGAGUCGGAAGUCCCAGAUCCUUAUUAUGGAGGCUCCAAGGGAUUUGAAAAGGUACUGGAUCUGCUGGAAGAUGCAUGCGAGUCGUUACUCGACGACAUCCUGGCGGGGAAUGCAAAUAUUUCUGCUUGAUCUCGGAAUGAAGCGUACGAGCGUCAACACUGUUUGUUGAGACCUGGGUUGGACUGGAAAGGGGUCCUGUACCAUAGCAGUCGAUCAUUUGAUUUGCAGCAGCUUCAGCCACAACACAACACAUAUGUGGAUUAGCUUCUUGUUUUCCGUCAUAAUCAGAAAUCAUUCAAAGGCCAUCAUGUCUGGUAAAAUUUGUCCCCUGGUAGGAUAUAUAUGUUUCACAUUUGCCUCUUUUCA
This is a messenger RNA of Brachypodium distachyon (stiff brome), 1157 nucleotides long. Its product is annotated as putative low molecular weight protein-tyrosine-phosphatase slr0328. The record is from RefSeq and is a predicted model, not a curated record. The transcript is spliced from 6 exons. Lineage: Eukaryota; Viridiplantae; Streptophyta; Magnoliopsida; Poales; Poaceae. Gene Ontology annotation, molecular function: protein tyrosine phosphatase activity. Gene Ontology annotation, biological process: protein dephosphorylation. The coding region runs from base 105 to 920 and encodes 271 amino acids.